Molecule: messenger RNA, 3461 nt
Organism: Cajanus cajan (pigeon pea)
Lineage: Eukaryota; Viridiplantae; Streptophyta; Magnoliopsida; Fabales; Fabaceae
Product: U-box domain-containing protein 5
Biological process (GO): protein ubiquitination
Molecular function (GO): protein binding; ubiquitin-protein transferase activity
Source: RefSeq, a predicted model, not a curated record
UUGCCACGCUCUUUCCAUUUUCUCACCACAAAUAUCAAAUUCAUACCUUUCCUCCUCUUCCUCUCUCUUCUUCACACUCACAAUCUCAAGUUCCAAUCUUUCCCUUUUUUCGUUAAGUGGGUUAUCUUAAUUCACUGCUAUUGUUCUUCCCUUAUUUCUCAGUUCCCACCAACCAUCAUCAAUUCCACUUUAUUAGUAGUAGUACUGUUUUUCUUUUUUUGAAAAAUUCUCUCUCUGUCUGUGAUCUUUUUGUGGGUGGGGCAUUUAUGACUCGGAGGAAGAGGAUAUGGUCAACCGAGCAAAAGUGGGGGGUUUGGAGAUAAUAAGAAAAGAUAAUGAACUGGGACACGUGCUACCACUUUACUUUAAUAAAGUUUCUUAGGAUUAGGACUUAGGAAGCGUUUCCUCAUCGUGUUUCUCAAUGGUGGAUUCUGAUCUCUCUCAAUUCAGCUCCACGCAAUCAAGUUAGUGGCCAUUUCGCUGUUUCAAUGAGUGCUCAUUUGACGCCGCCUCUGUAUAGCGGUUUUACUGUUUGAAAGUUUGUUUUUUAAUUGGAGGUGUUAGUGCCAUAUUUGGAGCCUGUGAUCAUGGUGGUUUCGAAUUAAUCUACUUGGGACGUUUCUUCUUAUCUUCUUCCUUGUUCUAGCUUAGGAUACUCCCCUGAAUGGGAACUGAUGGCAGUGAACUGGUAGACACAGUACCAAAUCCUCGCUCCUUUAAGGUACAUCAUGCAAUGUGCACAGAUCUCAGGAAAUUAGUUGAUAGAACCUUGCGGAUACUUCCACGUAUAGAGGCAGUGCGCCCUCCAUCCUCAGGAAUAAAGGCUCUGUGUUCGCUAAGAAAUGCAAUUGAUAAAGCCAAAGAACUCCUGCUACACUGCUCAGAAUCUAGUAAACUCUACCUGGCAAUAACAGGGGAGUCCAUACUCUCAAAAUGCCAGAAGGCAAGAAAAUCAUUAGUGAAAAGCUUACUCCAGAUUCAGAAUAUGGUUCCUGUUAUGUUGGCUGCAGAGAUUUCUCGACUAAUUGAUGAUCUUGAGUGUGUGACAUUUGUCCUGGACCCUGCUGUAGAAGAAGCUGGGAGGGUGUUGAGCCAAUUGCUCCAGCCAUCUUCUUCAACCUCAGAUACAGAUUCAAUGGAAAAUUUUGAAAUAAAGUAUUUUCAGUUUGUAGCAGCCAAACUUAGUAUUACUUCCCCAGCUGCCAUCAUAACAGAGAAACGAUCUAUUGAGAAGUUGCUAAAAAAAGUCAAACCAAAAGAGCAGACAAAAGAGAUUGUCUUGAAAAAUCUUUUGUUUCUCCUGCUAAGCCACCGAAAAUCAAUCACGGGAAAACAAAUGGAGGUCUAUUCUCAAAGUGAAGGACCAAUCACAACUGAGAACUCUGGUCAUGAGUCUCAAAGAACACUUCAUGUUGAGUCAGACCCAUACUUGAACCAUGGUCAUUACAGAACUCCUGCCAGUGAGUUGGGUAGACUUACACCUCCUGAGGAAUAUACAUGCCCAAUAUCUUUAAGGUUGAUGUAUGACCCUGUUGUCAUUGAAUCAGGAGAAACUUAUGAAAGGAUGUGGAUACAAAAGUGGUUUGAUGAGGGUCAUACUAUAAGCCCAAAAACUAAAAAGAAACUGGCUCAUAUGGCAUUGACUCCAAACGUUACCUUAAAGGACUCAAUAUUGAAGUGGUGUAAAACUAAUGGAAUCUCCAUUCCUGACCCGAGUAGGCAUGCACAAGAUUUACACUCAUGGGAAGCUUCCUCCAAUUCCGUUAGGAGUUUUGCAAGUUCUUUGUAUGAUUUGAACUUCCAAAUGGAUCUUAGUAACGUAUCACUUGGAUCAUUAGAUACCAGCUAUAAUUCAGAUUCCUCCCAUGCUAAGCCCAAUCAUGGCUUAAAUUUGAUGUUGAACAAGACAAGUGACAAUUCUCGUGGGCAUCAAUCUCAUGCACAGAUACAUGAAGCUGAUAUGCAUUUGUCUAAACUCCAUGAACUGCAAUGGGAAUCUCAAUGCCAAGUCAUUGAAGAUACGCACAUAGAUUUCAAAUGCAAUUGCCAAGCUUUUUGCUCUGUGUCAUCUGAGAAUUUCAUUGACCCACUCACAAGAUUUCUGAGCACUGCAUGUGAGAGACAAGAUGUAAAAGCUCUGAGAGCAGGAACCAUGUUGCUAUUGGAAUUUAUGAACUGCUGCAGAAAUGGUAUGACCAAUUUAAGUGAAGAUACAUGCAUUAUGUUGGCAAGUCUUCUUGAAACAGAGGUGAUUGGAGAAGCUCUUGCCAUAAUGGAAGAACUGUCAGGGAAUUGGAAUGAAAAAGCCAACACUGCAGCUUCCAGUGUGCUCACCUCUGUUUCAAAGAUCCUUGAUUCUGGUAACAAAGAGUUUCAACGAAAAGCUAUUAAAAUAAUGUAUAAUUUUUCUUCCAAUAGUGAAAUUUGUUCCUACAUGGUAUCACUCGGAUGUAUCCCAAAGUUACUGCCAUUUUUUGAAGACAGGACCCUUUUGAGAGACUGUAUACUUAUCUUGAAAAACCUUAGUGAUACUAAAGAAGGUAGGGUAACUUUUGUUGAAACAAAAGGAUGCAUAGCUUCUGUUGUUGAAAUACUUGACACUGGCAAUGAUGAGGAAAAAGAACCUGCACUAGCUAUUAUACUCUCUUUAUGCUCUCAACGUGUGGAAUACUGUCAGAUGGUUAUGUAUGAGGGGAUUCUUCCUUCUCUUGUUAACAUCUCUAAUAAAGGAAGUGAUAUGGCGAAGGCUUAUGCGGUGGAACUGCUCCGCCUCUUGAGGGAUGAUGACGAGUUAGAGAAUGGAGAUUGUUAUGAGACAAACCCCAAUGCCUCUCAAGAUUCUAACAAUCAGUAUCAAGAAAAGAAAUCAUCAAAGAAGUCGACAAUUUUGAAGAAACUGUCACGCUUCUCAAAAUCCAGUUCAGUUGCAUCAAAAAACAAGAGAUGAAACUGAAUUCCCAUGCAUUUUGACCUUUUGUAUAUAUCCUCCAGAUCCUUUUCAUGGGGCAAUAGAUUAUGUGCUUGAUAGGAGACACUUUGGAUUGCUGGAUGGCAGAUAGGAUUUUUAGAUAGGGUCUUUUAAUCUUUGUGGUGGAUAUUGGUUUAGUCUUUCAUGCUCUUGAUGCCAAAUCUCCUCUUGCAGCAUUUGCAGUCUGCUACAUAAUUUUGCACAGUAACUGCUAACUGUAUAAAGUAUAGUUCUGUUUUAUGGUGUAUAGUUAUUUUGACAUGCCAAGUCAGAGAUGGAGAAGAUAGUUGAGAAGUUCUCCUUUUUCUCCUCUCCUCUCAAGAUGUUUGCUGUCUGUGACUUGGUGGUCACGGAUUCUAGUUAUAGGAACAGCCUUAGUAGUUAAGUCAUUGAGCUGCCUUUCCAUUUCUUAUUGUAUUUGUAUAUGUUAAAACAAUAUAUUUUGAGCAUUGAUUUUAGUAUAGAUAUUUGGAAAUGGUUUAUAUUGUUCACA